Molecule: messenger RNA, 1108 nt
Organism: Galendromus occidentalis (western predatory mite)
Lineage: Eukaryota; Metazoa; Arthropoda; Arachnida; Mesostigmata; Phytoseiidae
Product: bifunctional protein FolD
Exons: 5
Coding region: 1-927 (308 amino acids)
Biological process (GO): tetrahydrofolate interconversion
Cellular component (GO): cytosol
Molecular function (GO): methylenetetrahydrofolate dehydrogenase (NADP+) activity; methenyltetrahydrofolate cyclohydrolase activity
Source: RefSeq, a predicted model, not a curated record
AUGCGACCGCUCAGGUCGGUCUACCGGAUUCUGGACAACUGUCGAAGGCGCCGAUGGUACAGCAGGAACAGCGGUGGCAGCAGUUGUCGAGUUCUCGAUGGCCGGGCAUUGGCCCACUGCAGAGAAGAGACCUUGAGACACCUGGUCGAGAGCGUACGCCGAGCCCCAUGUCUCACCGUAGUUCUCGUGGGCCAUCAGCCCGCCAGCGAGGUUUACGUCCGGAACAAGCAGAUGGCUUGUGCCAGGGUGGGAAUCGAAUUCAAACUCCUGCGAUUCCCUGAUUCUAUCGAGCAGCAUGAGCUAAUCGGAGAGAUUCACCGACUCAAUCAGGACUCCUCGGUCCAUGGAGUGCUCGUUCAGUUGCCUCUGCCGGCAGCUCUGGACGCGAACCAGGUGUGCAGCGAGGUUAUUCCAGUCAAAGAUGUCGACUGCUUCACUCCCGAGAACGUUGGUAAGCUGUGCCAAGGAAACCCCCUGUUCAUUCCCUGCGCACCCCAGGCUGUUCUAACUCUGCUCGAAGAAGCUGGAUCUCAGUUGGAAGGUGCGAAUGCUUUAAUGAUUGGUCGAUCGAAAGUCGUUGGUUUACCUCUGUCGAUGAUGCUCGGCCAUCGAGGGGCUACGGUCGCGACGGCUCAUUCGCUCACGCCCCCUCAGAACCUCGAGGAACUGUGUCGGUGGGCCGACAUCGUCGUCUGCGCUGCUGGUGUCCCUCACUUGGUACGCGGUAACAUGGUGAAGAAGGACGCAGUUGUUAUCGACGUCGGAAUCAAUCGGUUGCCAAUGGGAGGAAUCGUCGGCGACGUCUACUUCGACGAAGUUAUACAGAAGGCUUCCGUGAUUACACCGGUCCCUGGUGGCGUUGGACCGCUCACCGUAGUUUCGUUGCUAGAAAAUACGAUGUUAGCCUACGAGCUGUUGUAUUUCUGAAGAAGAGUUCUCUCUUGUAAAUAGGACCUCGAAUACGAGCUCUGUAUAUAUCGGGCGGGUCAUGUUGGAGUGGGAGUUGAGAAAUCAGAGUGUUUUGGAAACGUCAGCAGAAUGGAGAGGAAAGCUCCGAGGGGAGGGAAGUGAAAAAUAUGGUGAAAAUAAAAAAACACAGAGGGGGAAU